UUCGUGUCGCGGGUCUGCUGGCCUAUACUACCGCUAUCUGAAUUUUCCUUCCUUUUUUUCGAGGAUAAACUACGGUUCCUGGAUCUUAAGGGAAGGAGAUUAGAGACCGUGGCGUUUAGUUUGUAAGGUACUCUGUCCGUGUGCGUGUGGUUAAGUCCCCCCUCUUCCCUCUUCUUCUCCCCAUUUCAAGAAAGAAAAAGGCAGAAUGUGACUGAACGCUGGACGAAGUGAAGCCGCCAUUUUGUAAAAUCGUCUCGUGGGCUUUUUUUCAUUUCCGAGAACAACUGAGGACUGACGAUGUUUUGCUUCAGAUUCGACGAAGUGUAGUGAUUGAAGGAUAAAAUAGAUUUUAGAAAAAAGGAAAAUAACACAAAUAGUAUAAAAUAUGGCUAGAGAAUAUAGUCUCCUGCUCUUAAUAUGGAUGGUAGGUGUUCAUUGCACAGCAGAAGGGACUCAGCAAUGGCAACCUGCAGGAUUACCUAUCGUGCAGGAUCUGAAGAGACGUCUCAACACGCCCUUAGGAAGCGUGUCUGUGACGGAAGCGAAGACCAGUCGCCGAGAAGAGGACGAUUUAUUUGGAAAUUUUACGGAUAAAACGAAAGUGAAGCUCCCCAGCCUCCCGUGCAGUAUAAACAGCGACUGCCUACGCUGGAGUGACCCCCAGCUCGUCUGCGUGGAGGAACAGUGCACGUGUCGUUUUCCUUACUGUUGGGUGUACCAUCUGGAGAGCUCUGGGUGGACGUCACGCUAUGUCUUCAGCUGUGGGACGUGUGGGACCCUCGGCUCCUCCUGCAACGCCAGCAUCGUCUGCGAGUACCCGGGCGUAUGCUUCGAGGAUGGCUAUUGUCACUGCGCCCAGGGGGAGAAUUUCAACGGUAUUUGCGUGGUCACAGAUAACAGCUGGAUGUACACCAUCGUCCUGGGCGGCCUGGGAGUCCUCACCUUCAUCGGCUUUGUAAUAAUCAUCUACAAUUUGUGUAGGAAUCCACCCUGGCGCCAGCAAGAACCCUGGUGUUGUGGUCUUUGCAAUGCAGACGCGAGGCCGAAGCGCCGUCGGUCCAUUGAGAAAACGCCUGCCUUCACGAUCCAGACGAUGUAUUCGAGUCAGUCCGACGAAAACAAACUGGAAUCCGGCGGCGACGCGACUCAAAACCGCCGAGAAGUGCGCGAAUCGGCAGCUUCCGGAGACGAGGUCGGGAGCGUGUCCUCAGCCGCGACUCAGACGACCCUCUUGAGCAGCAGGAGCCUCACGUCCUUCGUCAGCGCCGCCAGCACCGUCGCCGCAGAGGCAGUGGCGAACCGAACGCUGGAGAACGACGCUGAGGAACGGGCUUCUGAAGAGCGGGUCUCUAGCAUACCUGAUGAACGGGUUUCUGUGACAUCCGAAGAACGGUUUUCUGUGACAUCCGAAGAACAGGCGUCUCUGAAAUCCGAAGAACAGCUCUCCGACAAUUCCUUAUCGAGCAGUUGUUCCCACGAGCGGUGCCAACUCUGUCUUCCCAAAGGCUUGUCCUCAAGACCUCCCAGCGUCGGUCUUCCUACCCCGUCUACGCCUCCUACAGGCACGACACCGAAGCAGUCCCCACCCUCCAGGGGGCCGUACGCCCCGAACUCCAACGACGAGGAACUAGGAACUGAAAUCACGUCCUUAUAGGCCAGGCGGGAGGAGUUCAGUAAGGGUGAGGGAGGCCACGGAGUCACGUUGGCAAUGUUAUUUUACUGUGUGUGUGUGCGCGUGUGUAUGUGUGUGUGUGUGGGCAUGUGUGUGUGUGUGUGUGUGUGUGUGUGUGUGUGUGUGUGUGUGUGUGUGUGUGUGUGUGUGUGUGUGUGCGUGUGUGUGUGUGUGUGUGUGUGCUUCAGCGUUUUCUAAAUAUUGAUUCGCAUCUGAAAGACCUUUUUUCCCAUGAGAAAAACAAUGAUGAUAAUCGAAACCAGUAAUGAUAAUGUAGAUCUCACGGAUAGAAGAUUGUCUCGCCGAGCAGGAAUAUUAAAAGGUGACCCAUUUGUCAGCAACGUAUAUUUAUCAUGAUAUGUUGUAAUUGAGAAAUACCUGCUGUCACUUAGUGAGUGAGUAACAAACAAAUAAUCAUUCUUUAUUAUUAUUUAUUUUAUCGAAGUUUGUUUAUUCUUGAAAAGUUUAUAUAUAUAUAUAUAUAUAUAUAUAUAUAUAUAUAUAUAUAUAUAUAUAUAUACUUAUAUAUAUAAGUCAUACUGAGAUUGUUUGAUAAAUGAGCAUUUUAUUGCUAUUAAAGUGUUUAAUUUACGAAAAAAAAUAAGUGACAGAUAAAAUUAAUUCUCCUUGCUUUUAAUCAGCCGUUGUACUUUCUCAAAGCAUCUAUAUAGAGGUUGUACUGAGAUCAAGGUUGGUAUAUUAACAAUGUAUUAUUGCUAAAAUGUUUCAUAUAUAUAUAAAAGUCAAAUAUUACUAGGAGCAAAAAAGGUGUGGUAAACAGUAGCUUACAAGUACUAUUCACGUGACACUGAUAAGCUACGUGUACAUAUGUAUAUAUAUACAGACUAUAAAGAAAUAAUGUUAGAUUGUUUUCUCUAUUUUCUUCUCUAUAAAUGCAUAUACUGAAACCUAUUAUCCAUAACAACUGUACAAUUCGUGUGUGAGUUAUCCUUGAAAAUUUUAUUGUUAAACUUUUCCCAUGAUUGUGUGUCCUUCCGUUUAAUUUCGCAAUUUCUGCAAAUCAUUAUCACUUUUUUCUAAAACCUUCUGUGAUAAGAUAUAUUAUGGGUUGUAAUAAAUAAAGAGUAAACAUCAUUGUGUAGAAUGUUUUGUAUAUAAUUGCUUAAUUUUCUUGAAUUGGUGUGAUUCCAGUUAGUAAUAAUGUGUAUUUUACGAUUUGAUGCUUCUGAAAGGCAAAAAAAGUCUUUUCGUCUUUACUACGUUUCUUAUAUUUUGUUAUAUAUUAAUCCCUAAAUAUUAUUGUCUUGGAUUUUUGUACAUAUUUAUCUGGAGACUUUGUAAACUGCUCUUUACUCUAGAAACAAUACACUUUAUUAUUUUUUUCUGUGUCUGUUCUCUCUUCUCUUUCUCUCUCUGUCUGUUUGAUUCUCUCUCUCUCUCUCUCUCUCUCUCUCUCUCUCUCUCUCUCUCUCUCUCUCUCUCUCUCUCUCUCUCUCUCUCUCUCUCGCUCUCUCUCUCUCUCUCUCGCU
This is a messenger RNA of Penaeus indicus, 3162 nucleotides long. RefSeq lists its product as uncharacterized. The transcript has 7 exons. Lineage: Eukaryota; Metazoa; Arthropoda; Malacostraca; Decapoda; Penaeidae. The record is from RefSeq and is a predicted model, not a curated record. The coding region runs from base 386 to 1654 and encodes 422 amino acids.